This is a messenger RNA of Acanthoscelides obtectus, 195 nucleotides long. NCBI's taxonomy places the organism in Eukaryota, Metazoa, Arthropoda, Insecta, Coleoptera, Chrysomelidae. The record is from the annotation of a GenBank genome assembly.
AUGUGUCUUAUAGUAGAAAUACUGUUGUUUUUACAUGAACAGUUAAUAAAAGAGCUAGGGAAUACACAUUAUGGACUAGUUAAAGUACUUUUAGGCACACAGGCAAAGUUAUAUUCGCUAUGCAGGAAAUUUAUAUUAUACCGUAUCAUCGGUAUUAUGAAAGCUCUAUCAACAUUUCUAACAGUAGUUCAGUAA